This is a messenger RNA of Centropristis striata (black sea bass), 2618 nucleotides long. Its product is annotated as neuronal acetylcholine receptor subunit alpha-3-like. The coding region runs from base 110 to 1840 and encodes 576 amino acids. The transcript has 7 exons. The record is from RefSeq and is a predicted model, not a curated record. Gene Ontology annotation, biological process: signal transduction; monoatomic ion transmembrane transport; nervous system process. NCBI's taxonomy places the organism in Eukaryota, Metazoa, Chordata, Actinopteri, Perciformes, Serranidae. Gene Ontology annotation, cellular component: synapse; postsynaptic membrane; neuron projection. Gene Ontology annotation, molecular function: transmembrane signaling receptor activity; acetylcholine-gated monoatomic cation-selective channel activity.
GGCUCGAAUCUUAAGGCUUCACGGACGUCUGAAGCGGGUUACAGACAAGACUUAAAUCACCACAGUCAUAUUUUAUCCGCAGAAGGCAUCGUCAAGCGCCGAUGCAUCGAUGAAUUUCUCCGGGAAACUACAAAACGUCCUCCUGCUGGUGCUCCUCGCAGCGCAAGGCUGUUUCUCAUCUAAGGGGGAGGACAGAUUAUUCCGGAGGUUGUUCAGGAGGUACAACCAGUUCAUCCGACCAGUGGAGAAUGUGUCAGAUCCAGUCACAGUGGAGUUUGAGGUCUCGAUAUCUCAGCUGGUCAAAGUGGAUGAGGUGAAUCAGAUUAUGGAAACAAAUCUGUGGCUGAGACAUGUGUGGAAUGACUACAAACUGAAAUGGGCUCCUGUUGAAUACGACGGCAUAGAGUUCAUACGAGUUCCCUCCAAUAAAAUUUGGAGGCCAGACAUUGUUUUAUACAACAAUGCCGUAGGUGACUUCCUCGUGGAAGACAAAACCAAGGCUCUGUUGAAGUUUGAUGGCACCAUCACCUGGGUUCCUCCAGCUAUUUUCAAGUCCUCUUGCCCCAUGGACAUCACCUACUUUCCCUUCGACUACCAGAACUGCUCCAUGAAGUUCGGCUCCUGGACCUACGACAAGGCCAAGAUCGACCUGGUGCUCAUUGGCUCAAAGGUGAACCUGAAAGACUUCUGGGAAAGUGGAGAGUGGGAGAUCAUCGACGCACCAGGAUACAAGCACGACAUCAAGUACAACUGCUGCGAGGAGAUCUACCCGGACAUCACCUACUCCUUCUACAUCCGCCGCCUGCCUCUCUUCUACACCAUCAACCUCAUCAUCCCCUGCCUCCUCAUCUCCUUCCUCACAGUGCUGGUCUUCUACCUGCCGUCUGACUGCGGCGAGAAGGUCACCCUGUGCAUCUCCGUCCUGCUCUCCCUCACCGUGUUCCUGCUCGUCAUUACUGAGACCAUCCCUUCCACGUCACUCGUCAUCCCUCUGAUCGGCGAGUACCUCCUCUUCACCAUGAUUUUUGUCACGCUCAGCAUCGUCAUCACUGUCUUUGUGCUGAAUGUCCACUACCGCACCCCCAUGACUCACACCAUGCCCGAGUGGGUGAGGUCCGUGUUCCUCGGCGUGCUGCCCAGGGUGAUGCUCAUGAGGCGACCUAUCGACCAGGGCUGCUCCCCUCCCGCCAGCAUUACAGGAGGGACAGGAGGAGGGAACAAGAAGAGGAAGAACAGUAUAGGAGGUGGAAGUGGCUCAACAAGUGUAAGUGUUGGGGGUAUAACUGGAGGCGUACCGUGUCCACCGGUGGACGGUGGAGCAGGUGGAGGUGGAGGAGGAGGAGGAGCCUCAGCUGGCGGCUCCAUGAACUGUGUGGAGUACAGUGACGUGAACCGUGACAUGAACCGGGAUAUGAACAGGAGGUGCCCCUACAGAGGCAAGGAGGUACCCACUCCUGUGCCUCCCCCGAUGGGGCCACCUCCUCCCCCUCCUCCCCCUCCUCCUCCUCCUCCUCCUACUACUACUACUACACAGGCACCCCAAACACAAGGGCCCCAGGAGUCAGAGUUGCCCAAGGUGCCGAGGUCACUGAACGCCCCUUCGCCUGUCAACGCGAUUGUUGCUUUCUCCGUGGUGUCGCCAGAGAUCAAGCAGGCCAUAGAGAGCGUGAAGUACAUCGCAGAGAACAUGAGGACUCGCAACAAAGCCAAAGAGGUGGAGGACGACUGGAAGUACGUGGCCAUGGUCAUCGACAGGAUCUUCUUGUGGGUUUUUGUAACAGUGUGUGUGCUGGGAACAGUGGGACUCUUCCUCCAGCCGCUCAUCAGCUUCCUAAAAUGAGAAACUCGUCUCUGUCCUGUCUCUUUCUCUCUCUUUUUGUCUACUUCUGUCUGUCUCUAUGAACCACUUGAAUUACGUUGGGAAUUAUCCCUUCUGCAGCUCUUUCACAUCAAACACUGUCUUCUUUCUCCUUCUCUGGCAUUUUGUCUCUCUCCUCUCCGUCUCAUGCUCUUCUCUGGGACUCCAUCAUCAGCCAUCACUUUUGGCUCUCAGCUGUCUGUUUCCUCACAUGACUUACCCUGAUUUCCCCAUUUCAUCUUUGCCUUGCCCUCUCACUGUGCACGCGAUGCUGUUUUCUGACAUGAUUAUCACAUCUGCUCUUUCCCUUUCUCUGUUUUUCUCCUUUCCUGUGCCAUGUUCUGACCUGCCGCUGCCUGCAGCUUAUCUCUUCACCGCUGUCUUUUCUCUCCCAUUGUGUCCAUUCUCCUCUGCAUAUCCAUUCUACGCGUUUUACUCAAAAUGUCCACUCAGUCAUUAUUUCUGUACAGUUUUAUGCAAUAUGUUUAACAAUGUCAGGUAAUUAUUAAAGUAAUUAUAACUAUAAUUGCUAUAGAAGAACCUCUUAACCUUUAAAUCACUGAGAAAUAAGAACUUGAAUACCUUUGUGCAGUAGGACUUUGCCAUUGUAAGCCGGUGCAAUAAAGAAUUUCUAAGUACAUUUCUAUUACUGACAGCUGGAAAUAAUAUACAUGAUGUUGUGUUGUGAAGGUCAUUUGAUGGCUGCCACUUUUUCUUCAGGAUGUUUUACUCUGUUGUCAGACCUCUGUAUUUCCUUGUA